Messenger RNA from Amblyraja radiata (thorny skate), 1963 nucleotides. RefSeq names its product ribonuclease MRP subunit p64 (gene rmp64). The transcript has 9 exons. NCBI's taxonomy places the organism in Eukaryota, Metazoa, Chordata, Chondrichthyes, Rajiformes, Rajidae. Gene Ontology annotation, biological process: positive regulation of Notch signaling pathway. The coding region runs from base 60 to 1736 and encodes 558 amino acids. The record is from RefSeq and is a predicted model, not a curated record. Gene Ontology annotation, cellular component: nucleus.
CUUUUGCCUGGUUGGACGAGACGCCCGGUUGCAGCCGCGGUCUCUUCCUGCAGUGGAACAUGGCGGCGGGGGGCUGGAACGCGACGGAGGUUUGGAACGCGGUCGACAUUCCAUUCCCGGGCUCUACUUCCCUCACCGUCGCGUGCACCGACCUAGACAGCUGCAUAAUCGACCUACAUAAGGCCUGUGAAAAUGCCAUCAGAGUAUUAACUGAUAAAUCCCUUACAGUGGAGCUGCUUGUCCUGCAUUCUAUUAUAUAUACUUUCCACAACAGGCUGUAUCGGCACAAACCUUACCUUGUAAUAAAGCAGGUUGAACAAUGUGCAAAACGUUUCCAAAAAAUGCAACUUAAACAUUCAAUUCAAAGCCUGAUCAACACAUGCUCAAGUGUCACCAGAAAGCGUAGAAUGGUAACCAAUUGCCCAAAACGGGUCCCCAACCAGCCAGUCUUGGAGUGGAUGUCACUGAAAGUAUUGGGAGGCAGUAAGUUGAUACUGCGGUUGAUGGAUAUGUGCUCCAAAGCAUUUCUUUUGGCCUCUCAGUUUCUUCGAUAUGGAAGGUAUAUAAUCCUAAAUGUGGUUACAAUGGGAAUGCUUAGCAGAUUGUGGUUCCUGUUUAAAAGAAUCUUAAUAUAUCUCGAAGUUUUAUAUGACAAACUGGUCGUGGCAAUAAAUAAAGUAUCUAAAAUUCAACCUUUGCCUUUUAUGAAGGACUUUUCCUUCCCUGGUAGCAUCAAGCAGUGGCUUGGUCUUUCCAGUAUUAAAGGAACACUGGAUAAAUUGCCAGGUCGUCUUUCUCGGAAAACUAGAGUACUUUUGGAAAAGCCAAGUUUACUUGAUAAGUUGUUCUCUGAAGAAGAAGAAGAAGCGUUACUGUUGUCGGAUGAUCAUGGUAUACAAUUGGAUGGAAAUUACAACAAUGAUCCUAAGAUCAACAGUCGGUUCCUGGAUAUUGGCGUUCCUGUACAGGGUAAAAGACUCUGUAAAAUUGGAACUGACGGACAGUUUGGAUUUAAAAUGAAGUCUCUACAGGCUCAGAGUCGCAACUUUUUUACGAAGAACCAGAACUCUGAGGGAGAAUAUAGCUGCAAAAGAAAGAAGAAGAAUGAACGUGUCCCACUGAAUGAGUUUUUGGAGAAGAUUACUGCAGCACAGUCAUUCAGUGUACUGUCUCAUGAGCUCAAGACAAUAUUCCGUUGGUUCAGGCAAAGGAAACUAAAGCAUGAGCGCUGCUAUUUUGGAAAUCUUUAUCAGAAAUGUCACAAAUUGAAGAUGGUGGAAUGUCUUGGUUACAGUUUUCCAAAGAAGAUCAAGUUUAUAAAAUCUUCUGUCUGCAAAUAUCUCACGAAAAAGUUCCAAACAUUCCAACGAGACAAAAUAUUCAACUAUCGUUUGAGUAGAACAACCCUUCUACGGAAGCAUAAAAUAAGGAACAAGAAGCAGUUAAAGUGCAAAAUACAGUCAAGGAGAAAUAAGUCAUUGCUGAAAAAAUACCGAAGAACUAGACUUACAGCAAAGAAAAGGAACAGAAAAUUGCAUACAAUCCCACAUUUUGAUAUUGAUGAGCAAGCUUCUGUAAAGAGACAAAGUGUUACCACGGACAUGUCUGCUGAACCUGUGGGAGAUAUUGGUCCAGAUCAGAGUCUGAAGAAUGUGCCACAUCCACCAAGAACAGAAUCUCCAGUCAUGCUAAAUGUAGAUGAUAUUGAUGAUAUUUUUGCAUCAAUUGGUGUAUAGUUUAUAAAUUUAAAAGUUACUAUAAAUGAUUUCCAAAGCAGAAUAUCGGAAGCAAACCUUGAAGUGCGAUCACCGUGCAAUGCAGUUAAAAAUGAAAUGGUUAUUAUACUUGUGCCACUUUAAUUAUUCUUGUUACAACAAACCUGGCUGCUCCAAGAAAUUCCUCUCUGGAAAUGUCUCCUCUUAAUGUGUUUUUGCAAUGAUAAAGGACUUUUAUUUUAACAAAA